UUGUAUCCUUCCUCCCUCAGAUCUGCGGGAAACCUCUGGAUCUGAGCAACCUGUCCCUAGAAGGCAUUGCAGUGCUAAACAUACCGAGCAUGCAUGGAGGAUCCAACCUCUGGGGUGAUACCAAGCGACCCCACGGGGACACCUUUGGGAUCAACCAGGCUUUAGGCAAUACAGCUAAACUCAUCACAGACCCAGAUAUCCUGAAAACCUGUGUGCCAGACCUAAGUGACAAGCGGCUGGAGGUAGUAGGACUAGAGGGUGCGAUUGAGAUGGGCCAGAUCUAUACCAAGCUCAAGAGUGCAGGACAUCGGCUGGCCAAGUGCUCUGAGAUCACAUUCCAGACCAGAAAAACUCUACCCAUGCAAGUUGAUGGGGAGCCCUGGAUACAGACACCCUGUACAAUCAAGAUCACCCACAAGAACCAGAUGCCCAUGCUCAUGGGCCCACCCCCUCGCUCCUACAGUUUCUUUGGCUUUUGGGGAUGAGGACACCUCAGUCUUGAGCCCACCUUCCUGGAAAUCUCUUCUAGACUCUGUACAUUGCUGCCACACCCUCCUGCCAGCUCAUAGGGGUGUCCCUUCACCUUCACAAUAUUUAUUAUCCUUUACCACCUCAUUACUCCCAGGCACACAUACAUACACAGCUACCAACACAUAUGUUAAAAGUGCCUCAUCUAAUAAAAUGGGAUAUCUGUUAAAUGAA
Nannospalax galili (Upper Galilee mountains blind mole rat) is the source of this 702-nucleotide messenger RNA. Its product is annotated as diacylglycerol kinase alpha-like. Gene Ontology annotation, molecular function: ATP-dependent diacylglycerol kinase activity. The annotation marks the transcript as partial. NCBI's taxonomy places the organism in Eukaryota, Metazoa, Chordata, Mammalia, Rodentia, Spalacidae. Gene Ontology annotation, biological process: lipid phosphorylation; diacylglycerol metabolic process; intracellular signal transduction. The transcript has 4 exons. Gene Ontology annotation, cellular component: plasma membrane. The record is from RefSeq and is a predicted model, not a curated record.